GGCAACGCCUGCGCACUUGGGGAAUGCAAAGCGGCAGAGGAUUCCCGUUAAAGCAGCGGUGGGACGCAGCUUGUUAUGGAAAGUGUGAGGUUGCUGAGCCAGCGGCUGCAAACCGGCGUGCUGUGCAUGUUCGGUUCGGGGUUUCACUGCAGUUGGCACUGCCGCCGCCUGCUCCAAAGAGGGCGCUCGAGCUGCUUCCCGGAUGUCGUGGCGUCCGCUGCCUGUAGGCCCAGGAAAUGCCGGCUACAACCGCAGGGCAGGGAGACCUUGCUUUGUGCAAGUUAUCUUUCUCAACAGUUGACUACAGAUGUGUCUCAAGCCACUUUAGCCAGUGUAGCUCCUGUGUUUUCAUUGAUGAAAUUUGAUAAAGAAGGAAAUAUAAGCUUUUCUGAAAGAAAGAAAACAGAACUAUACCAGGAACUAAGUCUUCAAGCACGUGAUCUACGAUUUCAGCAUCAAGUAAGCAUAUCUCCCAGGAACAACAGGAUUAUCAUGAGAAUGGAUUUUUUGAAGGCCGUAGUAACCCCAGAGUAUCUUCUGAUCCUAGACUAUCACAAUUUAAACAUGGAAAAAUGGCUGUUCCAGGAACUGGCUCCUCAGUUAGCUGGUGAAGGUCAACUGGUUACAUAUUCUUUACCCUUUGAAUUCAGAGCUAUAGAAGCAAUACUACAAUACUGGAUCAGCUACCUACAUGGGAGACUUAACAAUUUGCAGCCUCAGAUUCUUGAGACACUGGAUGCUUUAGUGGACCCUAAGCUUUUGUCUGUGGAUAGGAGCAAAGUCCACAUCUUACUGCAAAAUGGAAAGAGUUUGUCAGAGUUAGAAACAGACCUUAAAGUUUUCAAAGAGACAAUACUGGAUAUCCUAGAUGAGGAAGAAGUGCUGGAAGAAUUGUGCUUAACUAAAUGGACAGACCCACAAGUAUUCGAGGAGAGUCUAUCUGGAAUUGACCAUGCAGACGAGAUGGAGCUGUUAUUGGAGAAUUACUACAGGCAGGCAGAAGAUCUUAUUAAUGAUGCUCGUGAACUUCGGGUAUUGAUUGAUGAUUCUGAAAGCAUCAUCUUUAUCAACUUGGACAGCCACCGCAAUGUGAUGAUGAGGCUGAAUUUACAGCUGACCAUGGGUACUUUCUCUCUGUCUCUUUUUGGAUUGAUAGGAGUAGCUUUUGGCAUGAACUUGGAAUCCUCAUUUGAAGAGGACCGCAGAAUGUUUUGGCUAGUGACAGGAGUUAUGUUUCUGGGCAGUGGCCUAAUUUGGCGUCGUCUGCUUUCAUUUCUUGGUAAACAUUUAGAAACUCCAUUACCUCCACCUAUGACUGGUUUGCUGAAAAGAACUCAGCCAGCAAGUGGGAAGAUGGACUGCAAAAGCAAUAUUAAAACAGAACCCCUUGGGUCACGUAGAAGCACACUGACUAACCACUGAUUAGACCACUAAUACUUGUUCCUGUAUAGCUGAACUUCAGACUGUCACACUGUUUUCUUGUAAUAACAUAAAGCAGAAUUUAUCAUUUAACUAAUAUGCCAAAGAUGUGCAACUGGAACCACCAACAUAUGCAACUUUGGAGAGAAGAGUCCAGCAGAAUUUUGUGCACUGCAGUAGGAAAUCAAAAUGUGCAUGUGAGCUAAAUAGAUGGAAAAUGUUUUUCUUCUGAUGCCUCCUGUGGAAAUUCUGUUUUGUAUAAUCAUUAUGAACACAAGAAAAUGGGUAAUGUCCUUCCUCCAUGGAAUGCAAAAUCAAAUCCAGAAAUGUUACUGUUUAUUCUGAUACAGUGGUUUCACUUUAUUACUUUAUGGUGCAAGGUUUUAGAUAAGGAAAUAUGUGCCACCCAGAUUGUAUCUAAACAGUAUAUUAUCUGUAAGUAGAAAGAGAUAGCAUUAUCCUCACUAAGAAACUACUUACUGAAAAUCAAACUAUUUAAUGUUUAGAAUCUUUUUAAGCAUAUUCCUCUUUUUGCCAUUUUUCAAGGUAGCAUUGUCUCCCACAAUGAAAUAUCUCCCUUGGUGAGAAAGACAGACUUUGAAAGUACUUGCUUGCUGGUUCAUUUAGUUAUGACAAAGAAGAUAAAACUCUUUCCUGCACAUCUAAGCUAGCACUACUUGUAGGCUAAACACCAAUGGACAAUGAUGCUAACUUAAAAUAAUAUCCCUUUCAGCAUAAUACAAUUAACUAUUUUAAAAUUGUUCAGUAGAGGAGAAAUGAGUGUGGCAUAGUGGUUAGUGUUGGACUAUGACCUGGGAAACAGGUUCAAAUCCCCACAUAGCCAUGAAGCUCACUGGGUGGCCCUGGGCUAGUAACUGCCUCUCAGGCUCAGAGGAAGGCAAUGGUAAACCACCUCUGAAUAUCGCUUACUAUGAAAACCCUAUUCAUACGGUUGCCAUAAGUCGGGAUCGACUUGAGGGCAGUCCAUUUCCAUUUCAGAGGAGAAACAUCAUAUUUUAGCCUACUCCAUCACCUCUAUGGUACAGUAGGGCCUCACUCAUACGGCGGGUUACGUUCCAGACCCCCGCUGUAAAGCGGAACCCAUUGAAUAGAAUGGUGCGCGAUGCCCAAAACCCACCGUAAAAGCGGAACAAGCGCCAUAUGAGUGGGGCUUUAGUCUAAUUGCAUCUAAUUGAGACGCCUGUAUUAGCGAAGCGCUGUAAAGCGAAGUGCUGUAAAGCAGGGCCCUCCUGUAUGCAAAACUGAGGAGAGCCACAGAUCCUCUGCUCAAGUGUUUAGCAAAGUAACUGAAGAUUGGGAGAAACUUCCAUCUGUUGUACAGUUAGCUACCCUCUAACCUGAUAACAUCUAGAAUGAUUGUAAAAUCCUACCCAAAAGAGGAAUAUCUGCUUUUGUUAUUUCCAUUGCAUAUAAAGUAAUAAAAACCAAGUCAGUACAUUCAUUCAUCAAUCUAAAAAAUACAAAGAAAAUAUGGAAAAAAGGUUUGGCAUGUAGAAGGUGAGAUUGAAUUUGAUUAAAUGGGAAGCUGCCUUUAUACCAAACAGCUUGCACUAUUUGUUUAUCUAGCCCAGUAUUCUUUUGUAACCAACAGCAAUUCUCCAGGUUUUCUAGCAAAGGGCUUUCUUCUUUCCUGCUACAAGAUCCUUUUAACUGGAGCUGCCUGGGAUCAGAGCCGAGACCUUCCAUGUGGAAAGCUUGUGUGCUCUACUACUGAGGUACAGAAGCUAUUUAAAUAGGUGUAGAAAGUGAGUAAAUCUGAAGUAGCUAAUAUUCUUGUGGUGCAACUUGCAAAUCCUGCUGAAUUUAUGCAGUUCUGUGCAAUUCCAUUCAUUAUUUGUAUUGUUCAUUAAAUUUAUAUCCCGCCCUUCCUCCCAAAGGGAACCCAAGUCACCAGAUAACAAAGCACUAAAAACAUCUAAAAAACAAUUCCAGCACAGAUGCAGACUGGGAUGAGGUCUUAGUUAAAAAGCUUGUUGAAUGAGGAAGGUCUUCAGUAGGCACUAAAAACCAGAUUGCACCUGUUUAACAUUUGGGAGGGAAUUCCAAAGGGUAGGUGCCACAACAGUAAAGAUCAGUUUCCUAUGUACAGAAUGGACCUCCUGAUAAGGCCCUCACCUGCCGAGUGCAGUGAAUGACUGGGUUUAUAAUGGGCGAGAUGAUCUUUUGGGUAUAUUGGUCCCAAGCUGUAUAGGGCUUUAUACACCAAAACCAGCACCCUGAACUUUGCCUGGUAGCUAAUUGGUGCCCAUUGCAAUUCUUUCAGGGCAACAUGGUGAUAUCCUAUCUCAGUGAGUGGUCGCCCUGCUGCGUUUUAUUUUAUUUUAUUUUUUUUAUUACAUUUUUAGACCGCCCUAUAGCAAUAAGCUCCCAGGGCAGUGUACAGCACAAGCUUUAGCUUCUGGACCAACCUCAAGGGCAGCCACACAUAGACUGCAUUACAAUAAUCCAGCCUGGGGGUUUCCAGUGCAUGGAUCACAGUGGUCAGGCUAUCCUGGUUCAGAAACAGCCACAGCUGUUCUAUUAGCCAAAGCUGGUAAAAGUAACUCCUAGCCACUAAGGUCACCUGCGCCUCUAGCAACAAAGAUGGAUCUGGGAGAAUACAAACCUGCUCUUUCAGAGUGAGCACAACCCCAUCCAAAUCAGGCAAUUGACCAAGUUUAUUAGCCCUCAUCCAAGCACCAGUACUGGGCUUCCAUGGCCUUUCAAUUCAAAUGUUACCAAGAAGCAGACCUGGCUAUUGUCAAGAAACGUGUUUUGGACCUGAAAACAUGGCUCUACCUUAAAGGAUUUUGAAACAUAUCUUGGGAGAGAAGGAUGAGGUAUCAUCAGUUUGCUGCUGACACACCCUAAAUCUAAUGACUGUUCCCAAGGGCUUCAUAUAGAUGUUAAACAGCAUUGGGGACAAGAUGGUACCCUGCAGUACCCUACAGCACAACAUCCUGGGGGGCUAAAAGGCAGUCAUCCAAUGCUAUUCUCUGAAACAGACCCUGAAGAUAGGACUGGAACCACUGUAGAAAAGUGCCCCCAAUAUCCAUCUCAUCAAGUCACCUCAGAAGGAUACUAUGAUCAAUGGUAUCAAAAGCCACUGAUGAAGAAUAAGAGGGUCACACUCCCCUGUCCUUCUCCCAAUAAAGGUCAUCAGAGUAACCGAGGUCAAUUCAGUCCCAUAACCAGGCCUGAACCCUGAUUGAAAUGGGUCAAGACAAUGUUACAGCCGGGAGUACUUAGAUUUGUAUCCCACCCUUUCUCCCAGUAGGAGCCCAGUACUUGCAGUUGUUGCACCACAACUCAAUCACCUCUAAAAAGUGUACAUACUUGAUAAUGGAAACGUACAUACUUGUUAGUGGAGGACGAUUUAGGACUAGAAGUACUAUUGCCUGUAGGUUAGGCUGCAAUCCUAUACACACCUAAGAAUAAGUCCCAUUGAACUCCCAACUAGAAGGAAAUAUCUACUGGUUGUAACGUUGGCAGGUCAUAACAGGAGAGCAUCUCAGGUUAUGUUCCAUUUUCCCCAUCUCUAGACAUAAGUGAUACUCAAGGUUUAAUUAUUGCCCAUGCUGACAUGUAGAUAUUAGUAGGUGAGGAUGGACCAUUGUGAUUUGGCAGCCAUUGAAGAGAGCAUAGAAUAUAAUCCUACUUUUAGGGCAAAUAUAUUAGAGACUGGGCUACUCUGAACUGAAACCAUCCCACAGAUUAAGUGAUUCUUUUCAAACCAAGAUUGGACUCAAGAGCAAGGAGGUUGCGGGGGGAGGGGGAUGUGCUCAUGCCAAACUAUUUUGCAUUUAACACCACAUUUUCAGUAUUCAU
Messenger RNA from Rhineura floridana, 5247 nucleotides. RefSeq names its product magnesium transporter MRS2 (gene MRS2). Gene Ontology annotation, biological process: mitochondrial magnesium ion transmembrane transport. NCBI's taxonomy places the organism in Eukaryota, Metazoa, Chordata, Lepidosauria, Squamata, Rhineuridae. The record is from RefSeq and is a predicted model, not a curated record. Gene Ontology annotation, cellular component: mitochondrial inner membrane. Bases 76 to 1422 code for a protein of 448 amino acids. The transcript has 11 exons. Gene Ontology annotation, molecular function: magnesium ion transmembrane transporter activity.